AUGACACCGGUGGGCGAAGGACCAGACGUCAGUGUGAUCGUAGUGCGGUUGGGAAACGUGGUGGGCACUGAGGGCACGACAAUCGGGGUGCUGCUAGCCUGGGAGCUGCUAGGCACGGUUGAAUUUCCCGAUGCCGUGCCAGUUGGAAGCAGAGUGCUCCAGGACAGGCUCCAUGUCAAGACGCUCGACUUUGUUGCGUUGAGACCCGCGCUAACAGACGUUGGUGCUGUUGGCGCGGUCGUGAGCGUGACGUUGCCCGCUGCGGAUGACGUGACGCCCGACGGUGUGAAGGUUGUGAUGUUAACCAACGUAGAAGGCGCAACUGUUGGCAGUAAUGGUUUGCUUGUGGUGUUGCGAAGUGAGGUGGGGAGACCGGGAGCUGUUGUGAGACUCGUGUGGUCGACCGGCAGGGACGUGAUAGUGGUGGUCAAAGUGAGAGUAAUGAUGACUGGAGGCGGAGAUGCCGUGCCGGUGAUAGAGACAAAGACGGAACUGUCAUCACUGGUUGGUGUGGCUGUAGUGUUUCUCGGCGUCGUGCUAUUCGCGCUGGUCGGAAGAGGGCCGGAGGGAAACGUAACCGUGGUGUUAGUGACACUCGAGAACACAAUCGAGGAAGGCGCAGGGGCUCCUGUGCCGGGGACGGCCGGGGUUGUGGAGUUCGCGAAGCCUGACGACCGGCCAGCGCCGCUAGUUGGAAGUUCACUCUCUAUGGUGGAGUACGUUGGCGCUGGCGUGGUUGACACCCCCGUCUGUGAUAGCGAAGCAGAAAGUGAUGUCGAAUUCCCCGGGGGCGCGAGACUGGGCACAGUAGAACCAGGUUCCGGCAGCGAAGUGGUGGACUCAAUACCCGACUGCGUCACCGUGGUGUUUGGUGCUGGGACAGCAGACGUGUACGAGGUCGGGAUCGUGGAUGGAGGAGCAUAAGGUGGUGGUGUGCCAGAACUGGAUGAGAUCCGAGGCAGUGGCAAACUGGUACUUGUGGGGUUUGUUGGAUUUGUGGUCGGCGAAACACUCAAAGUCGUGGACGGAGGACCGUACCCAUCGGGAUCAGCGGCUGAAGAGCUUUGAGACACUGGCAAGUUGCUCUCCGUGGAGGACAGAGGGGUAGUUGACGGACCAGCACUCGAUAUAGUGGAUGGAGGGCCGUAGCCAUCUGGUUUACUGAAAGCCGACGACGUUGGGGCGAGUGGCAAACCAGUGUCCGUUGAAUAGUCCAAGCUUGUAGACGGAUCGCUACUCAGGAUUGUUGACGGCGGCCCGUAACCCUCUGGA
Messenger RNA from Chaetomium strumarium, 1272 nucleotides. RefSeq lists its product as uncharacterized. Bases 1 to 924 code for a protein of 307 amino acids. The transcript has a single exon. The record is from RefSeq and is a predicted model, not a curated record. NCBI's taxonomy places the organism in Eukaryota, Fungi, Ascomycota, Sordariomycetes, Sordariales, Chaetomiaceae.